This is a messenger RNA of Oppia nitens, 1314 nucleotides long. Its product is annotated as zinc finger protein 135-like. The record is from RefSeq and is a predicted model, not a curated record. NCBI's taxonomy places the organism in Eukaryota, Metazoa, Arthropoda, Arachnida, Sarcoptiformes, Oppiidae. Gene Ontology annotation, molecular function: RNA polymerase II cis-regulatory region sequence-specific DNA binding; DNA-binding transcription factor activity, RNA polymerase II-specific. Gene Ontology annotation, biological process: regulation of transcription by RNA polymerase II. The transcript is spliced from 2 exons. Gene Ontology annotation, cellular component: nucleus. Bases 1 to 1314 code for a protein of 437 amino acids.
AUGACAUACCAUAUGAACUCGCAUACGGGUGCCACUGUCUACCGAUGCGAUUGGCCAGAAUGUGAUAAGUCAUUUAUAGUAAAAUCAUCAUAUGUAAUGCAUAUGGGCCGACAUCAGGGUAAACAUACCUACCAGUGCUCGUGGCCUGAAUGUGAUUACAUAACACAAAACACUGUUAGACUUAAAAGUCAUAUAAUGAAACAUAAGGACAAUGAUGUCGUCAUCACUGAAGACAACAAUAUUCAGACAAAUAAAGUUAAAGAUAAUAAUAAAACAGUGAUAAAGAAGAAGAAGAAGAAGUCGACGACAACUGUUGUUAAGCGAAUCAAAUCGGCUGAUGAACUGAAAGCAAUGAAAUUGUUUGAUACGAAAAAAUGUCGUCAACCGGAUGGCCGUACCUAUCGGUGUCCAUGGGAUGGAUGUUUGAAAACAUAUAGAGAUCUAUCAGCGUUUUACAAGCACCGACACCUACAUUUAGGUACAUACCGUUGUCCAGUCGAUGGAUGCAGUUUUGUAGGCACGUCUAGCGUUGAUCUGAAAAUACAUCAAACAGUUCAUUCGGAUGAUAAGCCAUACGAGUGCCCGGAUUGUGGUAAAUGUUUUUCACUGAAAAAACUACUCAAUACUCAUCGAUUGACUAAACAUCCCGAUGCCUACCCGGACAUAUCAUUUAUGGUGUGUCAGGAAACUGGUUGUACAUAUAGGACGAAAAAAUUAAGUGAAUUUAAUAGACAUAAACGCCGACAUAGUCUGCCAAUUGUUUGUCCUGAUUGUGGUAAACGUUUUUCAAGCAAUUAUCUGCUUCGUGAUCAUCAAAUCAGACACCAGUCGUCUGUCAAACAACACAAUUGUCGAUUGUGUGGCAAACAGUUUAAGACUAGACUUUAUUUCGAUAGACAUUAUCGACUAUAUCACCAACAAAUGGACUACCAUUGCGAUUACGAUGGCUGUAACGAAACGUUUACUAUUAAACACCAGUAUCUUAAACAUCGGAAAAUACACGUCAAUGACAACAAUGUCGAUACCCUUCCGCCGCACGCGUGUGAUUGGCCGGGAUGUGACCGUAGGUUUAAAUACAACGGUGAACUGGAAGACCAUAUGAAUACACAUACGGGUGCCACUGUCUACCGGUGCUCGUGGCCUGAAUGUGAUAAGUCAUUUCUUAGUAAAUCAGCAAUUGUAGGUCAUAUGCAUCGACACGAGGUUACCCGACAAAAUACCUACCAGUGCUCGUGGCCUGAAUGCAAUUACAGUACACCAGACACUGUUAGACUAAUGAAUCAUCUAAUAAAACACAAGGGUGUCGUUGAUUAG